Messenger RNA from Eurytemora carolleeae, 3332 nucleotides. It is a transcript of the gene dlp, whose product is annotated as glypican-6. The transcript has 7 exons. Gene Ontology annotation, biological process: cell migration; regulation of signal transduction; regulation of protein localization to membrane. Gene Ontology annotation, cellular component: synapse; cell surface; extracellular region. The coding region runs from base 182 to 1999 and encodes 605 amino acids. Lineage: Eukaryota; Metazoa; Arthropoda; Copepoda; Calanoida; Temoridae. The record is from RefSeq and is a predicted model, not a curated record.
UUCACCCGUCAGUCGGCGCUUAGAUACCGGGUUGGUAACAACUCAAAUACGCAGACAAUUUUCCUAUGUUUAUGAAAAUCAUUAGAGAUUGUUUAAAGUGAGAAAGAUGACUGCAAUAUUCGCAAGAAAUCAGUUAUAAUAAGUAAAUAUACUUUAAACUGGACUAUUCCAUAGUUAGAAGAUGGAGGAAGGUUGGAACAGUGUGAAGUGGGUUUGGAGUAUUCUACUUCUUAUGGUUGUAUUGGGUGGGGCGGAAGGCGGAGAAAUUACUUGCCAUGCUAUUAGAUAUACUUUUCUUAAUAAAAAUCUAGAUGUCACGGAUGUACCCAGAUCCCCACAGCAAGGAAUACAUUUGCAAAUAUGUCCCCGAGGUGUCACCUGCUGCACCCCUGAGAUGGAGAGCAAGCUUUGGACCCUUACUAGAGAAUCAUUCACUUCAUCCCUCUCAUCCACAACCAAACCUUUACAAGCUCUUUUCCAAACCAAAUCUAGAUUAUUUUCAGAUUUUUUCUCCGAGCUUCUGGCAAACUCAAAAAGAGAUUUUCAUAUAAUGUUCAAGAAAACCUACGGUAUCCUAUAUGAGCGGAACUCUGACGUUUUCACGGAUUUCUUCAAGAAUCUGGAGGAUUACUACGAGACAGGAGGAGUAGACUUAGAGGAAUCCUUGAGAAAAUUCUUCUCACAACUCUAUCAAAGAAUGUUUACAGUCCUCAACUCCCAGUACACCUUCGAUCAAAGUUAUCUUCAAUGUGUGAGUAAGAAUAUGAAGAAACUUCAACCCUUUGGAGACGUUCCGAAGAAAUUAAGUCUUCAGCUCCGGAGAAGUUUUGUUGCAACCCGAACCUUCUCCCAGGCUCUCAUAGAAGGGAAGAAGAUCCUAACCAAGGUUCUAAAGAUAGCUCCUAAGGACAAGUGUGUAGAAGCUAUGACAAGGAUGAUGAGCUGUCCGUCCUGCCAGGGACUACCAGCUAUCCGUCCUUGCUCCGGGUACUGUCAUAACGUCAUGAAUGGAUGUCUUGCUCAUCAUACGGAGUUAGCUGAUAGUUGGGAUAGAUUUAUAGAUAGCCUGAUUUCCGUCGGAGAGAGGCUUAUUGGUCCUUUCAACAUUGAGGCGGUGGUGGAACCAAUUGACAUUAAAAUAUCAGACGCGAUCAUGAAUUUUCAAGAGAGCGGGUAUGAGGUCACGCAAAAGGUGUUUGAGGACUGUGGACAACCACGGUUAGGGAGAAGACAGGCUGGAGGGUUUGGAUUCAACCAUCCUGCUCAGGUGGAUCGGAGUAAACCCAAUACCGCUGCUGGAACCAAUCUAGACAGUCUGGUCAACGAUAUAUUGACAAGUAUGAAGGGAACGAAGGGAUUCUGGACCAAGCUCCCGUAUAUCCUGUGUGAGAAUCCUGAGGUUGGAUCUGGGAAGGAUCGGGUUCAAACCAACUGUUGGAACGGGAGAGAGCGCGGGACCUACCAGGAGAAGGUGGUCAAUGACGGUCUCUCCUCCCAGGCCGAGAACCCUGAGGUCUCGAUCGACACAAGCCUAGCAGAUGUCGAGAUUAACGAACAAAUAUUCGCCUUAAAGCUUGUGAUAAACAAACUAGAAAAUGCUUACAAUGGUCAUGCUGUAGAGUGGCCUCACUACGAACCAAAAUAUCCGAAUGACUCUGGAUACUACGGGUCUGGAGAUUGUUAUGAUGAUGAGGAUUGUGUGAUAGAGGGAUCCGGCUCCGGGGAUAGAGAUGAUACGGAUGACUGGGACGAGGACGGGAGCGGAGAAGGAGGAGAGGAUGAUCCGAAGGGAGAACCUACUCCACACUGGCCUCCCUGGGUUACAGAUAAGACUCCUAAGUUGGAGAAGGAGAAUGAGAUUGGUGAUCAAGGAAUUGAGCUAGAGACUGAUCAGGAGAAACCUAGAAGGAUUAGUAAUAGUGCUAGCUCACUAUUAUACUCAAUAGUUAUACAAUAUGCUCUUCCUGUUCUUAUCUGUUAUCUGGGGGGACUUAUCUAAGUCUUCUUAGGGUGGGUUGGAGAUCUGAACUCUUGUAGGAGAACUAAAUCCAACCCUGCCUCCCAACCUUCCUACUGGAGCUGUGAUUCUUCUUUGUCAUAUAUAAAGUAAUAUUAGUGAAAUGUGAUCAAUUAUGUAUUUUGUGUAGACUAGUUGAAACUAGUUUUCUACCCUUAAGUUUAGACUAGAACUCUAUCUUAGUUCAGACUAGUAAAUUCCCCUAGUACAGACUAGUGUAGAGACUAGUUUUUAACUUUUAUAAUUCUAGUCUUAAAAGCCUGAACGUCAGGUUAAAUCCUAUCAUGCAGAUUCCUAUAUUCCGAGCUAUUCAUUCAGAUUUUACAAAAAAGGGGUAGGGAGAUAUAUUUUGGAAAGGAGAGGUAAGGGGAAGGCGCUUUAAAAGGAAUGGGGUUUAGACCCUUUUAACUCUUAUUUGUCUUUUGAUAUUGAGAACAAAUUUUAGUAGUAAACCUGUGCCAAAGGUCUGGGGCUGUACCGUGAUAUCUGGAUUCAACAAUACGUGUAUCUGGGUUCCUGGAUACAACACUGUAUAUCUCGGUUCCUGGAUACAACACUGUAUAUCUAGGUUCCUGGAUAUAACACCGUAUAUCUCGGUUCCUGGAUAUCUAGGAUCCUGGAUACAAAACUGUAUAUCUCGGUUCCUGGAUACAACACGGUAUAUCUGGGUUCCUGGAUACAACACUGUUUAUCUAGGAUCCUGGAUACAACACGGUGUAUCUAGGUUCCUGGAUGCAACACUGUAUAUCUAGGAUCCUGGAUACAACACUGUAUAUCUCGUUUCCUGGAUACAACACUGUAUAUCUAGGUUCAUGGAUACAACACUGUAUAUCUAGGUUCCUGGAUACAAAACUGUAUAUCUAGGUUCAUGGAUACUUUAAUACAAUACAAUCCAUGACAGCUUGUAUUUCUCCGACUGCUCUCUAGCUGUCAUAUUAUUAUAUUCAACAAUACAGGAAAUUUUCAUAGUCAAUAUUAAAAAUAUUUUGAAUCCCAAAUUUAGAUUUCACUCCCCCAACCACCCACCCCCCUUGCAUCCGUCCCUGUCAAGUUGAUCUUUGGCUGUGUUAUUGUUGAAUCCUCCCUAUUCUAAGUUACCUCUCGCCGAAACCAAAAUGCUUUCGAAUUUCCUUCCUUCUCCAUUUUGUUUAUAAACAGGGUUUAAUACUGUAUAUUGUAUAGAUAAUACAAUACUAAAGAGAUGGUGCUAGGCUAUAGUGCUGCCAAGUUACUUGUUAUUGAUUAGUUGUAUUGAUAUGGUACAUAAAACAAUAAAUGUGAAAAAUUAAAGAUAAAUAUACUAUUCUAUGUAUUU